Molecule: messenger RNA, 2423 nt
Organism: Sphaeramia orbicularis (orbiculate cardinalfish)
Lineage: Eukaryota; Metazoa; Chordata; Actinopteri; Kurtiformes; Apogonidae
Exons: 3
Coding region: 320-2035 (571 amino acids)
Source: RefSeq, a predicted model, not a curated record
AAGAGGGUGGAACUGACAGAGGGGGUGAGAUUGUCAGGGAAAGGGAAAUGAAGGAGUAAGCAAGAUUGUGCCUGCAACACAGAUUCACUCUCUCAGCUGACAGUAAAGGAAGACAGACAUGGUGGGAGACAAAGUGGAGGAGAGAACAAGGAGCGGGUGAGGAAAAACAACAAGCCAUCAGCAGAGCUUGCCAACCUUGGCCACCUUAUCUUUCUGCAUCUAUAUACAGAAACCAGUGGAUAAUUUAUAAGCCUCUCCCUCUUCGCUCUGUGUGAGUGUGUGGGGGAGAGAGGGGGGAUUUGCUGAGCUCACCACCACCAUGCUGUGUCCUGCUGCUGUCAGUGCAGCUGCUGCGGCUCUCUGGCUGCUGGCAGUGCUGGGCCCAGGCCUGUGUCUUCCAGCUGAGGGCAACUCAGAGCUGGGCUUCAACCUCUGCAGCCACUGCUUCUACAGACAGACGCCUCCUCAGGGAGCCUCUGCAGGGCCGCUGCUGCGGCCCCUCUGCCACAGACGGCCUGGGGGACAGUCAUUCGCCACUCUCUAUAAGCCAACCUGUGACACAGCUGUCUACUCGGCCUUCCAUCUCAGCCAUGGACAGGCAGACAGAGGAGAAGAGGGGGAAGAGCUUGUGACAGAGGAAGAGGAGAAUGUUAAAGUAGUAGUCCCAGCUCUCCUCAGGGGAGGCGAGGAUCCACCUCAGGUUGCCACAGACUCCCAACUUCAGCAAUGGGACUCAACAUUCACGACACUGGUCCAGUCAAGUGUCAUUCCCCAGUGUAACACUUUAGGUGGUGAUCUGUACAUCUUGACCGGAGCAGGCCGACUAGGAGCUGCAGAGGAUGGAAAUGAAGAGUGCCAGGCAAAGUUGCUGUGGUCUGCAGUCUGUUGUGUCGUCCCAGAGGGGAAAGAAAGCUUUAGUGUGGGGUUAAUCAGAGAGACAGAUGGAGAGGAGAGGCAGGUAAGUGUGGAGGAGCUGGAAGAGAUACUGGGAGUGAUUGAGCUGUUCUCUGAAGGAUGCAGAGGAGCUAAUGGACAGGCUGUUGAAGUCGUAAUAGGCCAUCACAGUGAAGCAGAACCUAGAAAUGUAGAGACAUUGGAGUCAGAUGCUGCUGGUAUGGACACAAGGGCUAAAGAACUGGAUUCAGGUAAUACUGAUCAAAAUACUGACAGGGAAGUGGUGGGUGCAGAUGCAACUGAUCAAGACUCAACUGAGGACACUCAGAGCACAGAAGCACAGGUCCCAAAAGAAGAGGCAGCUGUUGAUACUGAGGUCCAAUCAGAAGCCUCAGGAGAUGCAAUGGCCUCAGUGAGCAGUGCUGAACUGCAGGAGGAUGUGCCAGAUUCAGAUGAUGUCAGAUCAGACACCUACCAGUCUUCCUAUGGCUCAGAGACUGUGGAUGACCUGGAGAAAGACACUAAUUCCAGCAGUAUCUUGGUCUACAUCCUGUCCACCACCGUGUCCAUUUUGACAGCUCCACUAAGGCCUGUAAUCUCCACAAUCACAGAGUUACCUGGACAGGUGACAUAUGUUCUUCAGGAAGACCUAGGAGUUCUCUCAGCUUUGCCUGGAGACACUUUGUCCUUUUUCCACCUCUUGACCUCUGACCUCUUGUCCUGGAUGGGCUCAGCUGUUGACAUGGUGCUGAGUAUGGGGGAUACCUGUCUCUCCAACACCUACUACUGUACUUCCUCCAUGCUCGGGGCCCUCCUGAACAGCUGCCAUACUGGGGUCACAGGUGUGGGGACCCUGGCUGGUGACACAGUGGGUAUAUUUAGUGAUGUGCUAGAUAAUACAUGGUGGGUGACCAAGUUCUUUGGAAGACGGCUAUGGGAGCAGAGUGAGGGCUAUGUAGGGACAGUGAUGACAGAGAUGGGUGGUCAGGCGAAAGCAGUAGGAGGAGGUGUAGGUAAGCUGGUGUGGAGGAGUGGAUGUGGGGUGGGUAAUGUGUUUAGGAUGACAGGAGGGGUAAUAAUGGGGGUGGUGGAUGUGAUCAUUGGUGCGGUGCAAGACGGUUUUGGACAGGAAUCAGAAUAAAUGAAGAGAAGUUUAGGCUCUGCAUUAUGGCCAACAGCAACAACCUGUGUGUUUCCCUUGAGUAUUUUUGAUUUGUAAGUUUCUUCAAUGCGCGGGAGUUUGAAAAAGGGAAAUAUGAUAUGCCUUAGUUCUUAUCGAAGGAUUUGCUUAUUUUAAACCUAGUGAGCUCAAUAUUUUGUAUAGGUCUUACACUUCACUGUGGAAAGCUGGCUAUCCAAAAAGCUGUACCUGCUGUAUUUGAUAGGGGAUUUACUGUUAACUUAACUGUGAUUUUGAAAAAAACACUGUGCACAAAGCUUUUGGAUGUAAUUUUCUUCUCUUGUAUGAUCAUUGUUGUGAUGAACAUUUGUCUCUACAUUUGCAUAAAGACAAUGCUGGCUUACCAUUA